GAGCAUUCAAAUUAUUGAUGGUUUUAGUGCUCAAUGUUGGACUGGUCUUUGGUCCAAUUCCCAUAGCAAAUAAUGAAAACUGUGUCAGAUGAAUAGAGAGAGCAAACCUGCAUUGCAAACAGCAAUAUUUGGUUUCAUUCAUUCAGAGAGACAUUUCUAUUUUCCCUUGCAAAUUAGUGCCCCAUUUCCACCAAGGUCACACACAUGAUAGUCUUUGGUUCCUCUCCCAAUGCCUCUUUUUCCUUCUCUUUAUUCAUUCUGACCAACCUUUGGACUCUGUGACAGAGUGAAAUAAUAAACUAUAGUAAUGCAUCAAAAUUGCUUUUACUAAGUUCAAAUAUGCAAUCUUACAACACAUAAAACAAAAAGAAUGGCUAAGCCCAAGAUAAAGGGAUUAAACUAAGCACAUAGAAUAUUACACCACUUAACCACUUACUAUCUGCAGCUUCUUUUGAGAGCGAUUUCUCGUAAUAUUUUAUGUUCAAAACCUCACAGAUCCAACCCAUUUCACUAGAUUCUCCAUCUGUAAAGCUAGUUCAUUAAAGAGAGAAAGAAGGGUCAUGGAGAUUGUAUCCCUAGAGUAGCAAACUCAAAUCAAAUGAACCAAAUCAAGGUAAAGUAAACAAAAAACAGUUUCUUUUUUUCUUUUGUCUGGUUUUCUACAAUAUGUGCUACAUGGAUCAAAUUAGGUCAAGACUUUCUUGUUUCCAAUGUGGAUGCACACCCUUUUAGCUAUUCUUAUUCAAGUUCUUCCACAGUUGAAAGUGAGGGUCAGUUUCUGACUUAGGGAGGCCCACUGUUAAAAGAUGAUGAAAGUCUUUACUGUUGCAUUCAUCCGCUGCUUGAAAAAGAGUGUUUUGAUCCCAACCACAAAUUAAUUGCAACUGACUAAGCUCCAUAUCAAGAAUCCAGGACAACAUCAGUUUCUUUUCCUCAUUCUAAUCUGGUAAAUAUGGUUCUUGUCAACUGAAAACUACUGAAAUAUAACCAUUUUGUUACCUCCUUCAUUCCUCCUCCUUUCUCUGAGAAUGGAUGAAGAGAAAUCUCUUAAAGAGAUCUCAACUGUUGAUACUCAGUCUCUCACUAUCAAGAUUGCAAAUUCAGGCAGCACAAAACUGAGUAAGGACAUUUUCUCCACUGUUCUUCCGUCAAGUCAGCAGAAAUUGAUAGCAAAUUCAGCAACAUCAUCACCCUAUAACUCCCCUUCCCUCAUCUCUCCUCCAUCUUCUGCAUUUGUUUCAGCAUUACAAUCACCUUACAUUUCUCCAAGGGCCACUUUAGUUACAAAUCCAACUCAAGAAAACCAACCAAAAGAAGAAACUCCCAUUGCUCCUACCUCAGUUACUCACCCAUCCCCACCAGUCUCAUACUGCGGUUCGCAGUCUGAUGAUGUCCCGAGCACCUCCUACACUCCACCACCAGAAAGAUACGAUUAUUCCGAUGACCCCACCGACACAAAGCUCAAAAUUGUUACCUGUGUACCCAUUUCAGGACCGGAAACCGAUCCUCGGAUAUCCUUUUCUUUCCCUGUCCCUCGAAUUUCGUUUGCCAAAAGCUCCGUUUCGCCUGCUUCCAAUGCCAAACUUAGGAGCUGUGAUGUGUAUAUAGGAUUCCAUGGUCAGAACCCGAAUUUAUCGCGCUUCUGCAAGUGGCUCAAAUCAGAACUUGAGCUUCAGGGUAUUGCUUGUUUUAUUGCUGAUAGAGCAAAGUAUGCAGAUAAUCAGAGCCAUGAGAUUGCUGACCGGGUUAUAUGCUCAGUAACCUAUGGUGUCGUGGUUGUCACCGGUUGUAGCUUUUUCAACCAUCUUAGCUUGGAGGAAAUAAGAUUCUUCGCGCAAAAGAAGAACUUGCUUCCUUUAUUCUUUAACACGGAUGCCAAUGAAAUCGCAAGUCUUUUUAACAGGAAUCCCGAAGCAAAGAAAUGUAAAGAGGCACUGGAUAUAAUACUAAAGUGCCAUGAGUUUAGACUGGAAACAAAUGAGAGUAAUUGGAGAACCUGUGUGGAGAAAGCAGCUGGGAUAUUAAGGGCCAAGCUUGGCAGGAGAAGUGUUGUAGAAAAAAUUUCAGAAGGCUUUGAAGAGUUGCCUUUUCCGAGGAAUAAAAGCUUUGUGGGAAGAGAGAAAGAAAUUAUGGAAAUAGAGUCUACUCUUUUUGGUUCCUUUGAGCAAGAAAGUGUCCAGGGAGGAACACCAGGACAAUCUGAAGGUCUGGCUGAUGAUGAAAGUGAAGGAAAAUAUAUAAAUCUAGAGAUAGGAAAGAACAAGGAAACCAAUAAAGAAGCUUGGGUCGAACCAGGAAGAAAUUCAAUGAAGAGACCUAAGUACAGAAAAUCAAGAAGUGGGAAGGAUAAGAAUUUGGGUUUGAGUGUUGUAUGCAUAAAUGGCUUGCCUGGUGUUGGAAAGACAGAUCUUGCUUUGGAAUUCGCUUAUCGGUAUUCACAGAGAUACAGGAUGGUCUUGUGGGUAGGGGGAGAAGCUCGUUACUUUCGACAGAACAUAUUGAACUUGUCUCUAAAUUUGGGCUUGGAUGUGAGUGCAGAUGCAGAGAAGGAAAGAGGGAGGAUAAGGAGUUUCGAUGAGCAAGAAUCGGAAGCGUUCAAGAGAGUUAAAAGGGAGAUAUUCCGCGACAUGCCAUAUUUACUAAUCAUAGACAAUUUAGAGACUGAGAAGGAGUGGUGGGAAGGGAAGGAUCUUCAUGAUUUAAUACCAACUAACACUGGUGGUACUCAUGUCAUUAUCACAACACAACUCAACCGGGUAAUGAACUUUGAUCCCUUGCAGCUUCAGCCGUUGACAACGCCUGAUGCCAUGAUAUUGAUAAGGGGUAGACGUAAAAAGGAGUAUCCAGCUGGAGAGGUAGAAUUCCUUCAUAAGUUCGAUGAAAAAUUAGGAAGGUCUAGUUUUGGUCUGUGGGUGGUCGGGUCCCUUCUAUCGGAGCUUGCAAUUUUGCCAUCUGCUUUAUUCGAAGCUGUGAAUCAGGUUCCAGUUGAAGAAGCCACAAGUUGCUCUAAUCUGUCCAAUCCAUUUCUAAUGAAAACAUUGGUUUUCUGUACAGCCCUUUUGCAGCAAAGCAACAAUAGUAGGGACUCGCUUGCCUCAAGAAUGCUUCAGGUAGGAGCGUGGUUUGCUCCGGCACCCAUCUCGGUGAAUUUACUAUCAGCAGCUGCAAAGAAAAUACCUAUAAACAGAAACAGGAUCAAAAAGUGGACUAAGUGUAUGAAAGUUGCUCUAUGCUUCUACUCGGGUCAUUGCCUGACAAGCCAAACAUGGAAGAGUGAACAGGAAGCAGCAUUACUUCUAGUUAAACUCGGUUUGGCACGAAAAGCCAACAGGCCGACAGGUUGCUGGAUCCAAUUCCAUCCCAUCACACAGAUUUUCGCUAAAAGGAAAGAUGGACUAAUUGCUGCUAAAGCCAAUGUCCAAGGUGCAAGGAAACUUGGAAACCCGUUAACAGAUUCUGACCAUCUUUGGUCAUGUGCUUUCCUUGUUUUCGGUUUCAAAUCCGAACCACCAGUUGUUCAACUCAAGGCCAUGGACAUGGUUUUCUUCAUUAGAAAAACAGCUCUUCCUUUGGCAAUUAGCGCUUUCACAACGUUCUCAAGGUGCAACUCGGCCUUAGAACUCUUGAAGGUCUGCACAAACGUGCUCGAAGAAGCAGAAAAGUCAUUUGUUUCUCAAAUACAGGAUUGGUGCCACGGAUCUCUGUGCUGGAAAAAGAAGCUGCAAUCGAACCAAAGAGUGGACGAGUAUGUUUGGCAAGAUGUGACAUUGUUAAAAGCUACCUUGCUGGAAACUAGAGCAAAACUGCUACUAAGAGGAGGCCAUUUUGACAGCGGAGAGGAUCUCUGCAGAACCUGCAUUAGUAUCCGAACCGUAAUGCUGGGUCAUAACCAUGCUCAAACUUUGGCUGCCCAACAAAUAUUAGCCAAAUUAGUAAGGAUGAGGAGCAAAAUAUGAUCCCAAAACUCCGCAAAAAACCACUUUUUUGGUGGCUCAGUUUUGUUUACAGUGACCAUGUAAUUCAAUCUUUAGUUCAUGUAACAUAGAAAUCAUCCAUUAUCAAGUACUUUUCACCACAUCAGUUCAACUUAUACGAAAUGCAUAUCGCUUUCAGCAAAUUAUCGAUUUUGUUGAGCAAAUUUAAGUAUUUAACCAAUUGCACAUGAUCAACCUACAACAUUUGAAUAUCUUUCCUGCAAAUAGUACAUUGCAUGUUUUGUGUUUUUCUAGUGGGAUGAACCCAUGUACCAUGACAUUUGGUUCAUUCAUUUACUACACAUCAGUUCAAUCUCAUUAGACCAUUAAAAAGAUUGUCUUUUUAGUUUAUCUCACAACCAAGAAAAGCUUAUCUUGGAAGGCAAAAGG
Messenger RNA from Lycium ferocissimum, 4364 nucleotides. RefSeq lists its product as uncharacterized. The transcript has a single exon. The coding region runs from base 1029 to 3956 and encodes 975 amino acids. Lineage: Eukaryota; Viridiplantae; Streptophyta; Magnoliopsida; Solanales; Solanaceae. Gene Ontology annotation, biological process: recombinational repair. The record is from RefSeq and is a predicted model, not a curated record. Gene Ontology annotation, molecular function: ATP hydrolysis activity.